Molecule: messenger RNA, 2586 nt
Organism: Aspergillus chevalieri
Lineage: Eukaryota; Fungi; Ascomycota; Eurotiomycetes; Eurotiales; Aspergillaceae
Gene: slx4
Product: protein slx4
Exons: 1
Coding region: 1-2586 (861 amino acids)
Biological process (GO): DNA replication; DNA repair
Cellular component (GO): Slx1-Slx4 complex; nucleus
Molecular function (GO): 5'-flap endonuclease activity
Source: RefSeq, a predicted model, not a curated record
AUGACACUCUUAUGUCUUGGGAAUGCCUUGACUGCACCGAAACCCCCAGGUCUUCUUGUCACCAUGCCCUCCGCAGCAGACGUCGUCCUCCUUUCGUCGACCCCAGAUCAUAAGUCUACUUGCACGCCGCAGCAGGUUUCGCGUCAUUCCGAGAAUCUGACUGAGAUGUCACUGCAAUUCGACUCCCCUGCUUCGCUCCCGUCGCCGUCAGAGCUAUUCUGGCAAUUGCAUAGUCCUGCGAACGUAUCGCCACAAAACACAGAGAAGGAUGCAACGAGAAAGGAGACAGGUAAUCGCGCGGCAGAUAAAUCAGCAUCAAAUGAGAAAGCAGAAAACAGACCAAAACGAGCGAGGAGGAGGAUAACGGACGAGCUACAAACGGUUCUCACGCAUGUAGAGCCCGCCGCUCUCAGAUCCAAUGAAAAUGCCUCUAAGAAAGCUCCGAAGACGAGAACGAAACGGCCGAAUACCAACGCUGAAAGGAAACGUGAAGGGUCUAAGAAUAAGACGCUGACAGGGAAGGUUUCGAAAGCGGGCAGUGCGGAUCCACAGCAGUCUGAUGCGAACCACCCAUCGUCUUCGAAGUCGUUGUCGCAGGGAGGCGCAACAAAGGGCUUGAAUGAUUGGGAGGCUAGUGGGCUACAGUUGGAGGAAGCUACGGCACGAAGACUAGAUUGGACGCCUGCCAAGGAUACCGGGAAGCAAAUAUUUGAUCUAAAGGGUGGUGGAGACACAGGAGGCAGUCAAGCGUCGGGAGCGACACAGAACUUCAGUAAUCUUUUGGCAGGAUAUGGUUUUACUGGGAAUGUGUCCACUCAGCCUAGCACUCAGGGAAACGAGGAUGGCGGUGGCCCGACAAAGCGAAAACGAAUAGAUGUACGGUCCAGUAAUAAUCGAAUUUCUGCAAUAUAUACUAACAUUCUACAGAUAAUGGAUUCUCGGAUUCAAGCGGGCUCUAAACCUAGUGCCAAAGACAGAGACUCCGUCGACAAGGAGAGCCAGCAGAAGCCCAAGAAGCAAACUAAGAAAUUCACGACCCUUACUGCACGUGUGACAGCACGCUACGCUCCCGACUAUACAGAAGAUUCGGGCAACGGAAGUUUACAUACCACAGAUACGCGAGGCCGGACCGAUGAUGAAAAUGCCGGCCGCAGGCGAAAGUCUAGGGCCAAAAAGAAACCGCAAGAGUCAGAGUUCAUCGUUUUGUCACCAGAAGUUGCGGUAAAAUCUCUCGAGGACCAGGAUCUCAUGUUUGGCACCUGCAGUCAGUUAGAGCGGGAAGAUUCACCGACAACAUUAAGAGAUGUGCAAACAGCCAUCAGUGAAUCGGAGAGCUACAUGGCUCCAAUGCCAAAACCUAGUACUAACAGAACUUCAUCUGGUUCUACGAUAUCACGCUUCACAAGUCCGAGGAAUCUAUGGUCUGAAGCCUCCAGAGAUUUGCACGGGGCUCUGGCCCAAGCAGAAGUCUUGGAUUUGGUUGAAGACUCGGACUUAUCUAAAAUCUCUCCUAGGGUCGAUCGCGAGAGAUAUGAUGCUCUACAGCGGAAAACUCCAAAGGUGGUCGGUCAACCAGUCAAUACUACGCAUGAAAAAGAAGCCUCUAUACUGAAUGGGAACUCUGACGUGCUCGAGAAUUCGUCACAAGUCUCAGGCGCCAAUGCAGAUCAACAAAGUACUUCCGUGGCAGUAGAGUCGUGCCCUCAAAUGCCACAAUAUAAUGCAUUCACUGAGGCCGAACUGUCCCAACAGGUCGCUUCAUACGGCUUCAAGGCUGUGAGAGGUCGCCAGAAUAUGAUUAAUUUGCUGCAAAAAUGCUGGGAGUCGAGGCAUGGCACGAGAGCAACUUCUUAUGGUAAUAGACAGCAGGAUGUAUCGGCACUAACCAAGCCACCGGAAACCAGCAAGGAUAGCAAAGAUACUGAUACCUCUAAUAAGACCUCUGGAUCGAAGUCUAAGUCGAAAGCCAGAUCUACUGCGAAUCCAGCUACAGCAAAUGACGCAUCAACCAAACCUCCUGCUAGGAGACGCCAAGGCUCUUCUCGUCCACCAUCCAAUCCAUCACAGAAGCCAAGAGAGGGCAGCGUGUCGCAACAACAAAAGCCACCCUACCAGCAAAAACCAUCCUACGCAGUCGUGGAAGAAAUCCAAGAUUCCGAGGACGAAGCAAUCCCUUCACCAACCCAGCUCCUAAGCCGCUACUUCACUCAUCCCAAACCCAGUAGUCAGCCCCUGCCAGUCUCACCAACUCCGUCAUCAACACGCCGCGCGCCUUCUAACCCUAAUGCAAUAACAGCAAUCCUUGGAAACCCCAAAGAAAACGACGAACCCGACCUAGCCACUCAAAUCACCAAGGCCGUGCGCGCACAGCCUAAUAUGUCUUCUUCCGUUGGCAGCCACAAGUCUCCCAGCUGGCAUGAGAAGAUCCUCAUGUAUGAUCCUAUCGUUCUCGAGGAUUUCACCACAUGGUUGAAUACAGAAGGACUAGGAUUCGUUUCUGAGGAUCGGGAGGUUGGUGCUGCACUAGUUAGGGAGUGGUGCGAGAGUAAUGGUAUCUGCUGCUGCUAUAAGAAUAAGUCUUGGUAA